Messenger RNA from Notolabrus celidotus (New Zealand spotty), 1496 nucleotides. It is a transcript of the gene npy8ar, whose product is annotated as neuropeptide Y receptor Y8a. Lineage: Eukaryota; Metazoa; Chordata; Actinopteri; Labriformes; Labridae. Bases 1 to 1152 code for a protein of 383 amino acids. The transcript has 4 exons. Gene Ontology annotation, biological process: G protein-coupled receptor signaling pathway. Gene Ontology annotation, molecular function: neuropeptide Y receptor activity; neuropeptide binding. The record is from RefSeq and is a predicted model, not a curated record. Gene Ontology annotation, cellular component: plasma membrane; neuron projection.
AUGUCCAACGACAGCAGCUUCCUCAGUGUGUGGGAGGCCUCGCAUUGGGCAGACACCUCCCAGUGCCCGCCCUCUGUGGGCGGGGCCACCUUCCUGAUCGUAGCGUACAGCGCCGUCAUCGCGGUUGGGUUACUCGGCAAUGCCGGCUUAGUGUUCAUCAUCGCACGGCAACAGGAGUUACGCAACGUCACCAACAUCCUGAUCGCCAACCUGUCGUGCUCCGACAUCCUGAUGUGUGUGGUGUGUCUCCCGGUGACCGUCAUCUACACACUGAUGGACCGCUGGGUGCUCGGGGAGGCCUUGUGCAAGGUGACCCCCUUCGUUCAGUGCAUGUCCGUGACGGUCUCCGUCUUCUCCUUGGUGCUGAUCGCGUUGGAGCGUCACCAGCUGAUCCUCCACCCCACCGGCUGGUCUCCUGCUGCCGGGCACUCCUACCUGGCGGUGGGGCUGACGUGGUUGGUCGCCUGCUUCAUCUCUUUACCUUUCCUCUCCUUCAACAUCCUCACCAACGACCCCUUCCAGAACAUCAGCCUGCCUACAAACCCUUUCAGGGAUCAUCUGAUCUGCAUGGAGCUGUGGCCGUCAGAUAAACAUCGUCUAGCCUACACCACGUCCCUGCUGCUCUUCCAGUACUGCCUCCCCCUCCUGAUGGUGCUGCUCUGCUACCUCAGGAUCUUCCUCCGCCUGAGACGACGCAGGGACAUGGUGGAGCGCAGCCGGAGGACUCGAGGAGCCCACAGGAUCAACGUCAUGCUGUUGGCCAUCGUCGUCGCCUUCGCUCUGUGCUGGCUGCCGCUCAACGUCUUCAACACGCUGUUCGACUGGCACCACCAGGUCCUGCCAGACUGCCAGCACGACGCCAUCUUCUCAGCCUGCCACCUAACGGCGAUGGCGUCCACCUGCAUUAACCCCGUGGUGUACGGAUUCCUCAACAGCAACUUUCAAAGGGAGCUGAAGGCCACGCUGCAGCGCUGCCAGUGUGGGAACAGGGCGGCGGAGAGCUACGAGAGCUUCCCUCUGUCCACCGUGGGCAGUGAAGGCAUCACGAAAGCCACCUCGCUCAACAGGAUGGGAUCCGUGUGCGUUCCUUCGCCCAGGUUUGAGUCCAGCUCCGGGACGAGGCCGGGGAAAACGAUACCAGCUAUCACCUAACAAUGACAACAAACUCUGGAUUAAGUUCCCUCACUGCCGUCUGAGACCAAGACAAACACUUCUUCAACUUUACUUCCAUGACUCUCCAGCCGGAGGGAAACCUGUAAGUGGACAGGAUGGAGGCUGGAUGAUGUAGCUUCAAGUCUGGUAAAUGGACUCUUAGAACAAGCAGAGCUAAAAGAAGACCGUUUGUCCAGCCCGCCUUGCUGAAUGUUGCUGUCGGACUAGAUUUCGUCAUAUUCACCGUGUAGCCGUUCCCCUGAGACAACACGCUCAGGGGGAGACGCUCAGAUGCUCAAACAGGGUCGGACUCUGUACUUCAAGUUUGGACGUCUUUUAAGGCA